AUGUCAUAUAACAAGAAUUAUGGAGGGCAGUUCAUGGGACUUCGCCAGUCAGCAGAUAAAAACGAUGACAACAAAUUAAAUGAUCAAAAAUUACAGAGAAUGUUUAAAAAAAAUGAUAAAAAAAAUGCAGAAAAGGUUAUUUUUUCCUUAUCAGAAUUAAGGGGAAUAAAUAUACCCGAAAUACAAGAUGGAGAGAUAUACUUUUUCUGCACAGUAAUAUUUGAUAAUGAUGAAGUGAAAGUGUCAAUGGAAAAGUCAAAUCACAACUCUUCGCUGGUCCUAGGCCAAUAUUUGCAUGAAUAUUACACGCUUGAAUUUAAUGAAGAGAUCGUUUUAAACAUCCCCGAAAAUUCAAACUUUGUAAGAUGUUACGUUUCAUGUCUCACAGUGACCAACAUAGAAGGACAGAGAAACAUCAAGCUCGAGGGAAUAGGCUAUACAGAUCCAUAUAAAAUUAAAGAAUGCCAUGUAUAUCCAUAUACAAGGUGUAAGCUAAAUACAGCAUUGGGAGCUGUGGAAACAAAAGGCACUUUAAAAAUGUGUGUUAAGUGUGUAGAUAGAUUUCAUCCGUCUGAGGAGAAAGAGAUGAAACCUUUUAACGUGAUAGAAGAGUUUAAAAAAAGACUUGAAGAAUAA
Molecule: messenger RNA, 636 nt
Organism: Plasmodium malariae
Lineage: Eukaryota; Apicomplexa; Aconoidasida; Haemosporida; Plasmodiidae
Product: conserved Plasmodium protein, unknown function
Exons: 7
Coding region: 1-636 (211 amino acids)
Source: RefSeq, a predicted model, not a curated record